Harpegnathos saltator (Jerdon's jumping ant) is the source of this 895-nucleotide messenger RNA. RefSeq names its product ribosomal protein S3 (gene RpS3). The coding region runs from base 135 to 863 and encodes 242 amino acids. Lineage: Eukaryota; Metazoa; Arthropoda; Insecta; Hymenoptera; Formicidae. The transcript is spliced from 4 exons. Gene Ontology annotation, biological process: positive regulation of apoptotic signaling pathway; translation. Gene Ontology annotation, cellular component: nucleus; cytosolic small ribosomal subunit. Gene Ontology annotation, molecular function: structural constituent of ribosome; RNA binding. The record is from RefSeq and is a predicted model, not a curated record.
CAUCGGCGUUUCUCCAUCUUCAUACAGAAGCAAUAAGAUAGGUUGUGUGGGCAAACCUUAACAGUACGCUAACGACUCUUCCGCUUCGAGAAGCUUUCUGGUUUCCGAGUUCUUUCAAAGCCUUGUCGCGAAUCAUGGAGAAUCGUUCGAUCUCGAAGAAAAGGAAGUUUGUGGGCGAUGGAGUCUUCAGAGCUGAGCUUAACGAAUUCUUGACUCGAGAGCUCGCUGAGGAUGGCUACUCCGGUGUAGAAGUUCGUGUGACACCAAACCGAACAGAAAUUAUAUUAUUGGCUACACACACACAAAGUGUGCUUGGCGAGAAAGGACGCAGAAUCAGGGAGCUAACGUCCGUGGUACAGAAACGUUUCAAUUUCAAAGAACCACAGAAUGUUGAGUUAUAUGCUGAAAAGGUUGCUGUUCGUGGAUUAUGUGCCAUUGCACAGGCAGAGUCACUUCGGUAUAAGCUCAUUGGAGGUUUGGCUGUACGAAGGGCGUGCUAUGGAGUUCUUCGUUUUAUCAUGGAAUCUGGCGCUAAAGGGUGUGAAGUAGUUGUCAGUGGUAAACUACGUGGUCAGAGAGCAAAGUCAAUGAAAUUUGUUGAUGGCCUCAUGAUUCAUUCUGGUGAGCCAACCAAUGAAUAUGUGAAUACUGCAACCCGGCAUGUACUGCUCCGACAAGGUGUAUUGGGGAUCAAAGUGAAGAUUAUGCUUCCGUGGGAUCCAGUUGGCAAGACUGGUCCUAAGAAGCCUCUUCCUGACUAUGUGUCUAUCGCAGAACCUAAGGAUGAAAUUCCCCCGUUGCAACCGAAUUCCGAGGUAAAGCCGUCGAAAGACAUGCCUCAACCUACUCCUCUUGCUGUGUAAUAACAUUUGAAUAAUAAAUACAGAAAAUCAGA